GCUGUCUCUUUAGCGUUGAGGGAUAUUUAAUAAUGUUGCCAUUGCAUGCGUCUGUCAUUGGUUCUCCAGUAAUUUCCAUCUACAACACACUGUGUAACAAUGACACAGUACUGGGAGAAAUGUUAGAGAAAGUGUGUUGCAAGCUUUGCAACGCAACAACACCGACCAGGGUUUAGACUCGGUCUCACAUGAUCAUGUUUUCUGGAUAUUAUUAUGGAGAAAACAUAAAGAGAUUGGCGAUGGGCAGCUGAAGGGGCCGUUUAGUUUCCGGGUUAAAAUGUUACGAGAUAUAAUGGAUAUUCAAAAUGCAGCUAGUAGUUGAACAUUCUCCAAAACUUUAAAACGAAAUUUUGAUUUGUUUUUCUUUGUUCAAAGUUUUUUUCUUUAUUGUUUAAAGCUUCAUUUGUAACACCUGCUGUACAAGAAUACACGUUUAUUUUGUUAAGUGUUGUCUAGUUUGUUUUGUUAACUUACAUCGUUUUUCUUUAUUUUUAUUUGCUGUUGUUGUUGUUUUAACCCGGUAAACUUUGACAAAUCCAGUGAACAUAUUCUACACAGCCUGAAGUCGUUUACAAAGCUGUGUAUUUUCUGUUUUACAAUUACAAAGAUAAGAGCUGGGUUUGUGUUGAAGAACAGCCACAGACUUACACCAGAACGAAGCAAUGGCUGUUCCCCGAACAGAAGUGUUCUUGUACGAGCGGGCUGUUAUCUUGAUUUCAUGUUUCUUCUCAUUUUUAGGCUCCUGUAUAAUCAUAUUUAGUUACGUGUUCUGGGCUGAUUUAAGAACUAAACCGAGGAAACUGCUGGUUUUCCUGUCGGUGGCCGACUUGCUCUCUGCUGUUUCUUACUUUUACGGAGUUUUAAGGGAUUUUGAUUCGGAUUCCUGGGACUGCGUGCUCUAAGGCUGCGUGUCUACAUUUGCAAACACAAGCUCGUUUUUCUGGACUGUCGCUAUAGCCAUUUACUUGUAUAUUUUCAUCGUCAGAUCUGACCAGAGGACGGCAAAUAGUUUGAUUUUGUGGUUUCAUAUCAUCAGCUGGUGCGUCCCUCUGGGGAUCACCAUAGCAGCAGUGUCCCUGCAGAAGAUUGGCUACGAUGCCUCCAACGUAUCCGUGGGCUGGUGCUGGGUCAGUAUCCACGCCAGCGACCAAAUUCUUUGGAUGCUGCUCACAGGAAAAAUCUGGGAAAUUCUGGCUUACAUCACUCUCCCUAUCCUUUACAUCCUAAUCAAAAAUCACAUUAAAACUGCACACGCCGCUCUAUCCGAGUACAGGCCCAUCCUGUCUGCUAGCCCCAUGUCUCAGUCCCAAUCCUCCAUGGCGGACACAAAGCUAACGCUCAUCCCUGUCAUCUUCAUCGCCCUGCGAAUCUGGAGCACCAUCCGCUUCGUCCUCACCCUUGCAGAGUCCCCCGCGGUGCAGAACCCGAUGCUCGUAAUCCUGCAUGGAGUUGGAAACACGUUUCAGGGAGGCGCCAACUGCAUCAUGUUUGUACUGUGCACCCAGGUGGUGCGAUCGCGGCUGGCGUCCGCGCUGUGCUGCUGCAGGUACGAGGCUGGCUGUACCUGCUGCAGGGGAUCCGAUAGCAACCAGCAGCCUGUCGAGACACCACGCACAGAGGAGCUGCACCGUCCUGUCUGGGCUGAAGAGCAGUGACCAGAAUGUUUAUUAACUAGCAGGACACACGCACAGCAGUGCACUAGCAAGUUCAGCACACAGCGGAGUGCCUUAAAGACAAGGCUGUGCUGUACUGUACUGUACCGCAGAGAGCAAAGCACACAUAUGCAAAGGAGGGGUUGGGCUUUAUUUAAAAAAUGAAUAUGUUUGUACUGUAUCGCACUACCAGGUACUAAUGCUGCAUUAGAACCUUACUCGUUCCCUCUCUUAGAA
Polyodon spathula (Mississippi paddlefish) is the source of this 1889-nucleotide messenger RNA. Its product is annotated as G-protein coupled receptor 157-like. The transcript has 4 exons. Gene Ontology annotation, molecular function: G protein-coupled receptor activity; cAMP binding. Gene Ontology annotation, cellular component: plasma membrane. The record is from RefSeq and is a predicted model, not a curated record. Gene Ontology annotation, biological process: cell surface receptor signaling pathway; adenylate cyclase-activating G protein-coupled receptor signaling pathway. NCBI's taxonomy places the organism in Eukaryota, Metazoa, Chordata, Actinopteri, Acipenseriformes, Polyodontidae.